CAAUUAUCUAAAGAAGAAAAAGAAGAAGAACAAAUAGAAAAUAAUAUAAUGCUAAUAAAUAAUUACGAUAAAAAUAAUGACAAUCAAAUUACAAAUAAUGAUGAUGAUGAUAAUAAUAAUAAUGAUAAUUUUAUAAUUAAUAUAAAUAAUAACAAAAAUAAUAAAAUAUGUUCAGAAUCUCAUCAUAAAUAUUAUCAUAAUAAAUAUGAUUUCAAUGAUUGUUGUAAUGAUUCAUUAGAGCUAUUCGUAGAUUUAAUGCUUUCAGAAAACGAAUAUAUUUUAUCAGGGUUCAGAUUAGAGACUAAAAAUUCAUAUAUAGAAUGUACUAAAAGCAUGUUUACAUUGCAUAAUGAUACAUUAAAUAUAUGGACUCAUUUAGUGGGUGCGAUAAUAUACUUGGUUCUAUUAUUUAAAUCAAUAAAUAUAAUAAAUUAUAAUAAUAAUAAUAACAUAAAUAACUCUACAAAUGACUUUCAAUCAUAUAUAAAUAAUAAUUUAAACUCUGAUGAAAAACAAACAUUAAAUUUUAUUGACUUGCCAUCAAAUUUUAAUUUUUUAUUUUUUUUAUUCAGUUGUUUCCUUUGCUUCACCUCAUCAACAAUUUACCAUACAUACAGAUCACAUUCAAUACCAGUAUUUAGAAAAACAUUAAUGUUGGAUGUAUCAUCAAUUGGCUUUUUAAUUUUAUCAUCUGUUUGUUUAAUUAUCGAUUCAGAAUUAUCAUGUUGGCCAUCUUUCAAAAAGGUUUAUUUAUCAUUGUUUUUAAUUUUAAUUAUUAUAGCACUGUUAUUACUACCAAAAAUUAUGAGAGAAAAAAGAUAUGGAUUUAGAACACUGAUUUUUUCUAUUUUAGCAUUACAAGGAAUUGUUUCUCAUUUACUAAGAAUAUAUAUGCAAGGUUAUUUUGACCAAGAUUUUUAUGUCCUAAAGUGUUUAGUUUUUGCAUAUCUAUUCAUUGGCUUGGGGUUAGCAAUUAGAAGAUUAAAAGUACCUGAAAAAUACUCACCUGGGAAAUUUGACAUUUGGUUUUCAAGCCAUCAAAUAUUUCAUGUAUUAGUUGUAAUUGGUACAAUUCAAAUUUACAAUGCUUUCCAAAGAAAUUACUUAAAUCCAAACCAUAAUGUUGAUUAUGUUAAACAUUGUUUGGGAUUUUAUUAAAUAAAAUAUCUUAAUCAAUCAAAAAUAACUAUCAAUAAAAAACACUCAGCCAGGGUAUAUCCUGGAAUAAUUCUGUAUUGGGUGGUUUAGUUCCAUACAAUUUUUUAAAUGGCACCACUAUUAAUUUUCC
Molecule: messenger RNA, 1288 nt
Organism: Dictyostelium purpureum
Lineage: Eukaryota; Evosea; Eumycetozoa; Dictyosteliales; Dictyosteliaceae
Exons: 3
Coding region: 49-1158 (369 amino acids)
Cellular component (GO): membrane
Molecular function (GO): signaling receptor activity
Source: RefSeq, a predicted model, not a curated record